CCGGCGUUGGAAACACGGUCAACGCGCUUGAAAAGACGCUGACAAGCGAGCAGCGACGCGUCGAGUCCUUGGAAGAGGCCCAGAAGACCACAAUGGCCUACUUCGAAAACAACUACAGAGAGUACAUGGCCAUUCGAUCGGCCAUGGAGAGCUUCUAUAUAACGACUGCGAAGGCAUUCUGGGAGACCAAGAAGCGAGGUCAAUGCAAGAAAGCGUAUGUCAGCUGCAGAUUUGAUAUAAGUGACGUGACUGACGACUAUGGUAGCGAGCCCGGGCCGAGUUUCCGCACAGUUCCAUUACGUUUGAGCCGCGAACACCUUUCUCAGAGACCUCUGCACAGACUGAAUGGUCGGAGAUAUGGAAUAGAGCUCUUAACCUCCACUCUGAGAUCACACGCACGCAAGCUCGAGCUCAGCGAGUUGCACAACCUGCUGUAUCGUCCGCAGCUGUACAGCCCCAGUCAAUGGCUCAUGCAUCAGAACUCAGUGGUGCAGCUGGGCGUCCAGGCGAGCAUGGAGCAGUGCUUCCGGCAAACUAGAAGCCUUUGUCUGUUGAGGAAGAGCCUGAACCUGGCGGACAUUCCAGCACACAUGCAUUCGCCAGUAUCAUUGAUAUAUCGCACACGGCCUGCGGUCCAUUAAUAUGGGGAGGGUAUUCAUUUUCUUACUUCGUUACGCGACAUCAGCUCAAGACAUGCUGUAGCCCCUCUCCGUACUCUCCUCGUUCUCGUCCAUCAGGGUUGGCUCGAACUUGUCCUUCCGCGCCUGUGUGGCACCCGAGGCCUUCCAGGCCGACAGGAUCAGGUCAACAAUGGCAUCGACACCCUGGCCCUUCUUUACGACCGCAAAUAUUGUUGGCCCG
Didymella exigua CBS 183.55 is the source of this 861-nucleotide messenger RNA. RefSeq lists its product as uncharacterized. The coding region runs from base 93 to 641 and encodes 182 amino acids. The transcript has 2 exons. Lineage: Eukaryota; Fungi; Ascomycota; Dothideomycetes; Pleosporales; Didymellaceae. The record is from RefSeq and is a predicted model, not a curated record.